Aspergillus fijiensis CBS 313.89 is the source of this 345-nucleotide messenger RNA. RefSeq lists its product as uncharacterized. NCBI's taxonomy places the organism in Eukaryota, Fungi, Ascomycota, Eurotiomycetes, Eurotiales, Aspergillaceae. The annotation marks the transcript as partial. The record is from RefSeq and is a predicted model, not a curated record. The transcript is spliced from 2 exons.
UCCACAACAACAACAACAACAACAACAACAACAACAACAACAACAACAACAUCACCACAAACAUCACCACCCAAAUCCCAACCCCUCCACCUAAGCGCCAACUUCGCCUCCCCGCAAUCCCACCAAAUCGACUACGACCAUGAAGUCUACCUGCGCCUGAUCGCCGGCGAGAACCCGAAGGACAGCACACAAAUCACGAAGACGCCGAAUCAGAUCUAUCGCGAGAAGCUCGUUCGGAGGCAAACGACUCGCGCCUUGGAUUUGGCGGUUCUGGAUCCGUCGGUGGGGCAGCAGAAUCCGAGUCCGGUGGAUUUGGAGUGGGCGGAGAGUCAGAGAGUGAGGGAU